UCACACACACACUCCCCAUCCUCUGCAGCAGAGGAGGUGGCACUUUUCCCAAAGCAUCCGCCGCCGUCUGGCGAGGCUCAUUAAGGAGGGACUAGGCUGCGCACGGCGGUGUGUGUGUGCAUGUGUGGCUGUUGUACAUGAAGCGAGGGAAGAGGACUCGCACUCAUCUUUCUGUCACGGGAGCAGCCCAUGUGGGCAGAGCAGAGGAGGAGGAGAGAGAGAGAGAGAGAGAGAGAGAGAGAAGAUCCAGUUCUGGAGCUGAAGGCAACACUGAACCUUCUCCACCAUGGCUACUGCAUAGGAAUCUGUCACCCCAGCAGCAGCAUACAUGAGGUGUGAGAAGUUGGGAGGACAGUAGAAGCUAAAGAGAGAAAGAACAAGAAACGAUCCAACAUGGCUGCUGAGGAGAAGCCUGGCGUGAAGAACAGCACCUCCAUCUUGCCCUGCUUCCUCUUCGUGGAGUUGGUGAUCAUGGCGGGCACCGUGCUGUUGGCGUAUUACUUCGAGUACACGGACACGUUCCCCGUUCACGUCCAGGGCUUCUUCUGCUACGACAAAGCCUUCUCCAAGCCGUACCCGGGCCCAGACGAAAGCAGCAAAGUGCCACCGGUCCUCGUCUACUCGCUGGUCACUGCCGUCCCCACCAUUACGAUUCUGGCUGGGGAGUUGAUGGCUUUUUUCAUGAAGUCAGAAGGCGCACAAGAGAAGACCAUCGUAACAGCAGACUGCUGCUACUUCAACCCCUUGCUAAGACGCAUCAUACGCUUUCUAGGCGUCUACACCUUUGGUCUCUUCACCACCACUAUCUUCGCCAAUGCUGGGCAGGUGGUCACAGGAAACCAGACCCCUCAUUUCCUGUCAGCUUGCCGGCCAAACUACACAGCACUAGGCUGCCAGUCGAAUCUACAGUACAUCACAGAGCGUCGAGCCUGCACAGGGAACCCACUCAUAGUGGCAUCCGCCCGCAAAUCCUUUCCUUCCAAGGAUGCAGCACUGAGUGUCUACUCUGCAGUGUAUACAGUGAUGUACGUGACGCUGGUGUUCAGGACAAAGGGCACUCGUCUGACGAAGCCGACGGUCAGCCUGACCCUGCUGUGCCUUGCCAUGCUGGUGGGGGUUGUAAGGGUGGCUGAGUACCGCAACCACUGGUCAGAUGUCCUCGCUGGCUACUUCACCGGAGGAGCCAUUGCUGUGUUUCUGGUGACCUGUGUGAUCAACAACUUCCAGCAGACAAAGCCCCCGCCACUGCCUGUGCGACCACAGCGUCCUGAGUCGGUGCUGGGUAUGCCCAUGGUGGCGCUGCCCUGUGUGGAGAGUCCACUCGAAAAGUUAAGUGGCACUCAGACUCCAAGGGGAUCUCCAUUCACUGAGAUCACAUGACCAUCAGCCCUAUCGGUUCCCCGCCACCCCCGAUGUCCUCAUACCGUCUCGCUCCAUUUCCAGCGAAGUCUAGACCAACCGUCUGAGCCGCACGCUCACCAGUGCGCCGCCCACACCACCGGACGCUACGCCACCCUCCACCGCUCCUACUCGACACAGGUCUAGACACGUUCCUCCUCGCUGCACUCCAUGAACCCCUCUUUUCCAUGCUGCCCUCGGGGCUCCCGUGCACUGCUCCAACAAAUGAUAAGUGACAAUCCAUGGAAAGCUCAAAGAGCCUCACUCAAGCUUAGUCCGGCAGACAGAAAUAUUCCGGCAUGUGCCAGCAAGUGCUUGGCGUGACAUCUGAGUUCAUAAUAGUUUGUCUGAGCAGUGCGUAGAAGCCUGUAGACCACCAUAAAGACCUUUGGCCCAGUCUAACCCAACCUGACCUAUUCCCAGGGGAACCGAUGGAGUCCAUAUGCUGGGCUCCUGAGAAAAAAACAAACAAACAAACCAAAAAGACUAAUAGCACAGUGUCUAGUAGGCCUGUUUGGUUUCAUUUUUUGUCUGUUUUUCAAGAGGCAUGUUUAUUUUUUUUAAGCAUAGCAUUCAUUGUACAUAAUGUAUUUAUUAUUUGGACGACCAUGCCAGCAUGUUUUCCCAAUUCCUGAAUUGGGAAACAGAUUCCCCAUUUCUCAGUCCCUAGUGUAAAUACCUGGAAAAAUUGAACUCUCAUCAGAUGAACACUGCAUUUACUUUUUUGUUUACCUCUAUGUUUGAGAAUUUUUUGAAAGAAAAAUAUCUGUAUGUUUCUUCUGAGUGCUUGCUGCUGGCUUCAGUGCCAAGUCCUUUCCCUCAUCAAUGACCGGCAGCUCCAGGGCGUGUAUGGCAUGCAUACAUGUGCAUAAAGAAUCUCAGCAUAUGGAGCCACCAUGGGCCCAGUUCUUCUCCAAGGGAUUUCUUCUGCAGCCUCCAGAGCUUGGCAGAUUUAGCUUGUUAGCAGCAAUGACAGCAUUCUGACGCAAAAUGGCUUUUUCUCUCAACCUUGUUCCCUGAAAAAAAAGAAAAGCUUCACUAAGACACAACAAUACGCUGUCAGACACAACACCCACUGCCAGUUUACAGAGAUCAGACUAAACAACCUUUUGUUCCUCAGGAGAGCACAACAAACCUGAGAGCAACAAAGUAUAGCUCCCUUUUUAGCCUGUUGUUCCUGUCAUUUACUGUGGUUAAAAAUUCAGUGAGCUGUCAGUCAGACAUUGUAAAGGAAAUAUUUUGUGUAUGGUAAAGGUUUUUGUCUCAUUUUUAAUUCUAUUAUAACUUUUGUUGAUAUUUUUAAAACCACUCUCAUGUAAUUAAAGAAUUUAUCAACAAUCAAAAUUUCAGUGAUUAUUCUGGGUUGCCCAAGCAAGAUCAUUAAGUGCUGAAGACAGUAUUGGAACUGAUCAUUUCCAGCAUUCAUUUUAUUCUGGGGUUUGCUUGAAUGCUUUGUUUCAAAAAGAGAUUCAUUUUUUUUGUUUGUGUGUAAUAAGAAGUGUUCUCUGAACAGCACUAGUCUUCACCUAGUGUGACAGUUUUGCUGCUUUUGAUUUGCACAAUGCUUCAUCCACAUGCAUUACCUUUCUAAGACCUUUUUGUGAUCCUCUUCCACCCUUUGUUCAUUUUCUCUGCUGUGCUGCGUAAGGUUAUCCUGUCUGCUGGACCAGCAUCAUUGUACACUCUUUCUCAUGCUCGCACUUGCGCAAAUGGACCGCAGACACGUCCUUUGACCUUUAUUCUGUAAUACUUUUACCCCCUUUCUCCACUUUCUUACAUGAACCAUGUUUGUACAGUUUUGUAAAUAUAGCUUUUUUGUAAAAAAAAAAAACAAUAAUAAUAAUAAUAAGACGAAGAAGUCAAAGAAAAGAAAAAGUAUGUUUUACACUGGCACCUGUGAGCACCAAGUCAUUACCAUACUGAUCCGUUACUUCUUCUUACAUUGGAACUAAUGAUCACAUUUGAGCUUUAGGAGUCAAAAAUGGAAAGUUGGCCAUUUUUGUGCUUUUGGGCUAAGAAGCCAUUUCCAAUGUCUUACUGUAUUCACAUGGUAGCAUUUGACACAUCGGACUUGCUGCGCAGUUUUCAAACUCAGAAUCAGGUGACCCAUACCAUUAGGUCAACUGACUUGCUGUUUAUAGGUUUGUGAUUAAGGUGGACAAUCCUGAAUACCUAACGCUCAAUUUAUGAAUGUUCGUAGUCAGCUAAGACAUUAAAUUGUCUUGUGUCCUUAAGACUGUCAUGUGACCUUAAGAUGUCAUAGGUGUGAGCAAUUCAGCUAAUGUUCAGCCAAUAGUACAUGCAGUGAACAGCCACCAGCUAGGAUUAUGCAAAUGACAUUAUGCUCACAGUCAGUGCUAAGUACAUUAGAACAUUUGGUCAAAUUUUUCCUUUUAACGCCAAGGAAUGUUGCCGCCACUCAUUUAAACUGAUGAAGCAUUUGGUGGAGACACUACUUCUCCAGAAGUACAGUCACCUUGACUGCUUGUAGAUUUUUCACUAAUCCAGAUUUAGUGGGAUAGUCCAGAUUUUUGAUUGCUUGUCAGGGACGAAUGCAUUCCAUUCCUGUUCACGAAAUGUCCAGGAAUCCAAGUAUUAUCAUACGUUAGUAUUUCUUAUGAAGUUUAAACUGCUUUUUUAUCCAGUCGAGCCAUUUGUAUACAAAGAAUGGGUGUGAUUAGUUCAGAUUUCCCUCUGCGUAGGGACGCUUGUUCAGAAAGGCACACUGUCAAUGACAUUUCUAGGAACUAGACAGGACUUCAAUGUGAUAACUCUGCAGAUUAGAUCACAGGCCGCACCACGACCAUAGCUAUCGAUCCACUGAGUUUACCGAUCAAGUGUCUAGGACAUUUACAGGGCUGAGGUGGCAACCCUAACAGCUAGAUAAUGUGAUAUGGACAUACUACAAAAAAUAACACUAUGACUCAAACAUCUGACGCUCCAGACCUCCAAUUCACAGACGGGUCCACUGAUGGUGAAAGAAUGGGAAGUUUUUACGGAUUGUGGUUCACUAUUUGUAUACCAGCAAUGAUGCAGUCAUUCCCUUUGGAGAUCUUUAGAAGAAGAACUUUCAUUUGUAAGGACAAGAUAGCUCAGUUUUGUACUGUUCUCCAGGAUUUUCUUCUAAUGGGAAGAUGUGUCCAAACAUUGGAGGUCAGAUGUGGUGACAGGGGUCGACUGAGUUGUUUUGAAGGUGUCACUUUUUCUUCCAUGUUGUUACAAUGUACGCAAUGUUUUGUAAAGAUCUAUCUGAUGAGAACAAUAAAUGGAUAUUGCGAUACAUUGGC
Molecule: messenger RNA, 4685 nt
Organism: Pygocentrus nattereri (red-bellied piranha)
Lineage: Eukaryota; Metazoa; Chordata; Actinopteri; Characiformes; Serrasalmidae
Gene: plppr2a
Product: phospholipid phosphatase related 2a
Exons: 8
Coding region: 394-1380 (328 amino acids)
Biological process (GO): signal transduction; phospholipid dephosphorylation; phospholipid metabolic process
Molecular function (GO): phosphatidate phosphatase activity
Source: RefSeq, a predicted model, not a curated record